Haliotis rufescens (red abalone) is the source of this 6979-nucleotide messenger RNA. RefSeq lists its product as uncharacterized. Lineage: Eukaryota; Metazoa; Mollusca; Gastropoda; Lepetellida; Haliotidae. The record is from RefSeq and is a predicted model, not a curated record. The coding region runs from base 4430 to 5482 and encodes 350 amino acids. The transcript has 2 exons. Gene Ontology annotation, biological process: DNA integration; DNA recombination. Gene Ontology annotation, molecular function: DNA binding.
UGCUGACUUACUCUUAAUACAGUGGAAUCCUGUUGAUGAGGGCAUGUCCAUGUUUUAAUGAGCUAGACCUAUAACUAUAUCAACAAUUUCUUUUUGGACUGAGUUACUGCCCUUGAACUGUGUUGAAAAGUUGAUUCUACAGUUAAAAAUACUAAAGCUGGAAGUACAAUCUGUACUAGGUUCGACUGACUUGACUGCGUUAAACAUUGCCUUUCUGUGCCAGGUUUGACUAACUGGGAUGUGUUAUACAUUGCUUUAUUGUUCAGGUUUGACUAACUUGGCUGUGUUAUAAAUUGCGUUAUUAACUUAUUGUUCAGGUUUGACUAACUUGGCUGUGUUAUACAUUGGUUUAUUGUUCAGGUUUGACUAACUUGGCUGUGUUAUAAAUUGCGUUAUUAACUUAUUGUUCAGAUUUUAUCUUAUCCUGACUCAUACUUAUUGCUUAUCUCUCUCUCUUCCGAAUAGGUAGUGGAAACGUCCUGUGCUGUUCCCAAAGAACAGAGAAAACAGCUCACCCAAACGCACCCUCACUCUGCGCAUGCGCACCGGAACCAUGCGACCAAGCCCAGUAACUCAUCAUUCUCUCUUUUUCGCGCCAUCUUGGCAGCUGGAAUUUUUUUUCUGUGCAUCAUAAUCCAAGCUUUCCAUAAAAAUUCACCCUUUUUAACAAAAUCUUUUGCUUGGAUUAUCUUCUGUGAUAUUCUAUACAUCAUAUCUAACGAUUAUUUUAUAUAUUGGCAUUAGAAUUUUUCGUAAUUUGGACUCAAAUGCAGCCCCUAUCGGAGAUCAUGAAAACAUGUAACCGAUGUAAAUUACGUUUUUCAGAUCCGGACCUUCAUCCAACCUGUACCAGCUGCACAGUACAGAACUGCACUGCAGAGAAUAGAUGCAAAUUCUGCGGCCCUUUGGGGAAGGAAGAAUUUAGUAAUUAUUUUUUUGCAGCGCUGAGGAAAAAGAUGGAUCGGAAACGACGAGAGUCAUCACGCUCGUUAUCAUCCACGGAGACAGCUAAAAGUAAGAAGAGGCGAGAAUACUCCCUGCCCUUCGUCAGAGGAAUUCGAUUUGAUAUUAUUCAAAUUAUCCCGCUGAAUAUGAUGCAGUCACACACCAGCCCCCCCCCCCCCCCAUCUUACUUCCUCGUCUACCAGUAAGAAGUCUAGAGGGUCUAAGAAUAAACCUAAUGAACACUUCAGUAAGGCUAUCAAUCUACAACAACCGCAGUCAUGAAGGGGGUUUCAAGAAAAUCAGCUGUUUCUUCUAGCCAGAAGAAAGCCUGCGCGCAGACAAUUACGUCCGCACAACCCGAGAGGUUCGCGCAGCCCGCAGUGUCAUCCAAUUCGACUACAAAUACAACCGAUAUAUACCUCAAUCAGCCUCAGACCUUCGCGCAGAUACCGGCCUUCGGGCAGCCCAACAUAACAAUUACGCAAUCGUCUACCUUCGCGCAGGCGUCAGGCUAUUAAUCAACAAGAGUAUACACAUUCGCCAGCGUUCCCGCAGCCCAACACAACAAUUACGCAAUCGUCUACCUUCACGCAGGCGUCAGGCUAUUAAUCAACAAGAGUAUACACAGACACCAGCGUUCACGCAGGCUCCCGCCUUCGUGCAGCCUUCAACGUUGACACUGCCAACUACCUUCACGAAGCCUACCUUUUUUACGCAAGGUACUUUGCUAACGCCUGCUAUAAUACAGAUGUGAUAGCAAAUAUCACACAACAAGUCGUAAUGGCUAUGCAACAACAAAUGUGAAAACAACCUGGCACGCAGUCGACUACCUCUUCACACAAUAGCUCGCAGAUGUCGCAGCCUUCAUUUACGGCUCCGAAUCCUAACGCCUCCUAUCUUCUGCAAGUGGAGGAUAUGUUCGAGCCCCCUCAAAAUGAGGACACAUCGGGGGAAAAUUACCCUUCAAUUUAUGAGGAUCAUGAAUUAAUGGCGUGGAUUACAGAUAGACUGCCGAUAUCAUCACCGUCAAGAAAUUCUUCUCCCACUGAUACAUACUGUAUCAAAGGGGACGAUAUAGACACACUAACCAUCCCACCGAUAAAACCAAUCUCCAGCAUUGCAGAGAAUCUUAAUGUUUCUUUUGCGAAAGCCACGAAAUCACAAGGACUUCAAAUACCAAGCUUUAAUUCUAAGAAAUUCCCCAUGCACGCCAUGUCGCAAUUUCUUCGCUCACCGGAGAUUGAUGAAGAUUACUCACUCAUGUCAGACUCCAAAAGUAAAAAAUCUUAUCGCAUUGAGGAUAAGAAAAUUGCACAACUUGAUACGACUACAAGACAUGCAUUCUUUGGACAAGCGAUGUCACGCGCUAUGAGCCUCAGAAUGACCGCGAAAGAAUGCUACUUUCAGCUCUCGUCAAUCAAAAGAAAAAUCAAGAAAUUAUUUCUGAUCAUAUGAGUUCAGUGUCGGCAGGUUUAACACUACUACAGCAACAAGGUCUUAUAAAUAAUUCUAAUUGGUAUACCUAUACCAAAGAAUUAUUAAGACAACCCUGGGAGGCUCCAACCAUUUUUAAUGGUAACAUACGCAAAAUCAACAAAGAAGUGCUUUAAGACUCCAAAGAUCAUAUGCUGAUCAAGUCAGUUCAGACUAUGAAUUCUAUGUAUCGUCAAUCCAUGCAGAAACCCCAAUUCAGAAGCCGUAUGACGGGCAUUCAAAAAGCUAAAGAGAAACGCUCGUACAACUACAGGGGCGGGAAAUCAUCUGCUUUUCGCAAGUCACAUGACACGUCACGUGACCUGUCAAGUGAUGCCGACCGUGGCCGCGGCCGCAGAUCGAGGUGAUCUCGCAAUAUUACCGGCGAAGAUGGGCUUUUGAACGACAGGGAACUCCCCCCACCAGCCGUUCAUGUACAGCAUUCCCCAGUAGGCGGAAGAUUGGCAAGAUAUUGGAUGAAUUGGGACAUUCUAGGAGACGAAUUUGUUUCCAACUUUCUAAGAAAGGGCUACGCGCCGACUUUACUCAAGAAAUCCCCGUUAUCUCGCAAGCCACCGGAAAUACCUUAUUGGAAAGAAUUGUUGCCGAAGUUAACUGAAGCAAUCAAUUCACGCCUCAACAAGGGCGCAGUCGAGAUAAUUCAUCCAGAAUUACUAACUCCGGGUUUCUAUUCGCCAAUCUUUUUGGUUCUCAAAAAGAAUUCAAACGGAAAGUUUCGUUUGAUUUACAACAUGAGAAAAAUUCAACAAGAAAUACCUCCCAAAACCGGAGGAUUUCAGAAUGAUUCAACAAAUGAUAGCACGACUAUCUCGGAAGCAUCAAUUUACAGGAUGCUUACCUACACAUUCCCAUAAAACGGACUUUCAGGAAAUAUUUAUGUUUCCUCUUUGAAGGACAACAUUACCAGUGGGCGGUCCUGCCCUUUGGAAUUUCCACGGCCCCGUGGCUAAUUACACGAGUGACCAAACCAAUUGUGACAUUUUUUCACAACAAGGGAAUUUGUUGUGCUUUUUACCUAGAUGAUGGGAUAUAAGCCCAUCAAUCAACAGAGCUACUCAGACUACAAGUAAAUUUUACCCAGAAAUUAUUAACACAACUGGGUUGGUUAAUAAAUUUUCAGAAGUCUGAUAUACAACCAUCUCAGGACCUCAAAUUUCUGGGAAUCAGAUUUCUAACCAAUCAGAAUCUGAUAAUGGUAUCAGAAGAUCGGUGGAUAAAAAUCAAGACUUGUUUGCCAACGGCAAUUUACAAGAAAAUCUCAGUCAACGAAUGGCAAGUGAUACUAGGCUGACUCACGUCAGCCCAAGCGUGGACGGUCCGAGGCAGACUACACUUACGCCCUAUUCAGAGAUUUCUAAAUCCAUACCUAGAGUACCAGGAUUUAAAACUGCAACUACCACAAACAUUGAGGAAACACCUCUUAUGGUGGACAGUGAAAUCGAACGUUUGCGCAGAAACUUGUUUAAACGAGCCGGAUUACAACAACCACCUAUUCGUGGACGCCUCACUUCAAGGCUGGGGAGCUCACUUCAACAGAGAAGUAACAGCAGGCCUAUGGUUAGAAGCAGAAAAGCUCUACCACAUCAAUUAUCUGGAAUGUGAGGCAGUAAUCCGUGCAUUAUUUCACUGGGCCCCACAGUUAAGAAACCAACGUCUGAUGAUCAGAACAUUCAACUGUGGCAUACAAUAUAAACCUUGACCCUCCUGAAGUUGACAUUUCAACUUUACGAGCUAGUAGACAAUCUGAACUUAACAAUAAAGACAAGACAUAUACCAGCAGUGGCAAAUGUCUUAGCAGACGCCUUCACCAGAUCAGCCAAACCAUCACCGACAAUGGAAGCUACACCCAGAAGCAUUCCAACUGGCUAUAAAAGAAAAAGGUUGCCCAUUAGAUAGACCUAUUCGCAACCAGAUUCAACAAUCAGAUAACAACAUUUGUAUCACCAGUGCCAGACACACUAGCUUGGUCAGUCGAUGCUCUGUCAAUAUCAUGGGAGGGACUAAAUGCGUAUGCGUUUCCUCCACCAGCCGUGAUACCACAGAUAUUACAAAAGAUCCUACACACGAGCAGCCUACAACUGCUUUUGGUAGCGCCUUACUGGCUGGCGAGAACGUGGUUUCCAGGUCUCCAAUCUCCAGGAAAUCCAAUAUUAAAACUACUAAACUGGCCAAAUCUACUGCUACAUCCUCACUCCAAUCAGGUCCAUCCAAGACCAGAUCUAUACGAACUUCACGUAUGGAGCAUAUCAAGAGCAGUCUCGUUAAAAGAGGAUAUUCCAUGAGAGCAGCUAAGGCAGUCUCCUUAGCACUUCGUAGAUCAACGAGGAAUCUCUAUGACGAUAAAUGGAAAAGUUUUGACCAGUUUGCAACAUCCAAGGGUUUUUCUGCAGCCAAAGCUACUAUACCACAAGUAGCAGAUUACCUAUGUCACUUACGAAGUACAUGGAAUCUUAAAAGUUCGACACUGGGCACUUAUUUGGCCGCUAUCAGUUCUGUACUGACAAUGGCUAACGGGAUAAAACUUACUAAAGUUCCCGAGCUGAUAGCCCUACUCAGAUCCUUCAGACUUAAGAACCAACAGAAAAGAUUUAGAGCCCCAGCAUGGGACCUAAAUAUAGUGCUACAACACCUAACCAGUGACGCAUACGAACCGCUCCAACAGGCAGACUUUGAACACCUGACGCAGAAAACCCUAUUUAUUCUGGCAUUAGCUACGGCAGCCAGAAUGUCUGAAAUCCACGCGAUAGACUUCAAUUGCAUCACAUUUGACAGUGGUAACAACUCAUCAGCGCACCUUGGCUUAAGAUGGGACUUUAUUGCAAAGAACCAGUUACCAGGCCAACCAGACAGACAAUUCCAUGUUCCGGCUCUUUCCUCCGUCCUUGGUGCAGAGGAUACAGAGGAUUUAUCACUAUGCCCAGUCAGAGCCUUAAGAUUAUACCUACAAAAGUCUAAACCUAGAAGACAAGGUUUUAAGAGACUAUUUAUUCCUUUAUUAAGGAAUACACACACAGAGGUAUCCAGAACAACUAUCUCAUUUUAGAUGAGAGCUGUUAUUCUCAGAGCAUACAGAGCAGUGGGAUUGGACCCCCCUUCAGCCUCCAACCCUCACGAAGUAAGAGCCUUAGCCUCAACUUUGGCGCUUCACGGCAACUGCUCCAUAACAACUAUUAUGGAAGGCUGUUUCUGGAAAUCAGAUACAGUUUUCGCCAAUCACUACCUCAGAGACCUUGCUACAGAAGACUUAGCUGGUAUUCACCAAUUCGGACCAUUAGUUGUGGCACAACUACUCACGAAUCCUACCAGACGACAUUAGAAGAUCACACUCACCCAAUAUCACGUAGACUUGUUGACGUCAGGUUACUGUUCCAUAACCAACGACUGAGAGUCCAUGCCCCCUGUUUUACUAUGUAAUUCAGCACAUGAGUGAGAAAUGAUUGUGUUAAGAUUAUUGCUCUUCUCUUAACACUUUAAUCAUUUAAGGUGAACAAGAUUUUUAUCUUAGAAACCUUAUAAAUCCACAAAUCUAUAUGAUUUACUUCCAUUUUGCUGCUCACAAAAAAGGAAGGUGGUCCCAAAAUAAAGAAUUUACACAGAAGAUUAACAACAUUCCUAUGGGGAUUAUAGAACAGAUCGACGUUAAUCACACAUACAGGUGGAACCCACCACCUACUGUGAGAUUCAAGCAAUAAGUAUGAGUCAGGAUAAGAUAAAAUAUGUAUUUUUUAGAGUAAAGAUAUCAUUUAUACUUAUCCUGACUCAUACAAAUGAGUACCCUCCCGGCCUUCCCCUCUUUCAACUGAUGUGUUACGACCAUUAAGUAGGAAAUAAGAGAGAGUGAUGAGUUACUGGGCUUGGUCACAUGGUUCCGGUGCGCAUGCGCAGAGUGAGGGUGCGUUUGGGUGAGCUGUUUUCUCUGUUCUUUGGGAACAGCACAGGACGUUUCCACUACCUAUUCGGAAGAGAGAGAGAUAAGCAAUAAGUAUGAGUAGGAUAAGAUAAAAUCUGAACAAUAAGUUAAUAACUCAAUUUAUAACACAGCCAAGUUAGUCAAACCUGUAUAAGUUAGGAUAAGUAUAAAUGAUAUUUUUGCUCUAAAAAAUACAUGUUUGACUAACUUGGCUGUGUUAUACAUUGGUUUAUUGUUCAGGUUUGACUAAAUUGGCUGUGUUAUACAUUGCUUUAUUGUUCAGGUUUGACUAACUUGGCUGUGUUAUAAAUUGCGUUAUUAACUUAUUGUUCAGGUUUGACUUACUGGGAUGUGUUAUACAUUGCUUUAUUGUUCAGGUUUGACUAAAUGGACGAUGUUAUACAUUGGUUUAUUGUUCAGGUUUGACUAACUCGGCUGUGUUAUACAUUGCUUUAUUGUUCAGGUGUGACUAACUUGGCUGUGUUAUACAUAGCUUUAUUGUUCAGGUUUGACUAACUUGGCUGUGUUAUACCUUGCUUUAUUGUUCAGGUUUGACUAACUUGACUGUGUUAUACCUUGCUUUAUUGUUCAGGUUUGAUUGACUGGUCUGUGCUAAACUGUGCUCUGUUG